This is a messenger RNA of Oreochromis aureus, 899 nucleotides long. Its product is annotated as Golgi apparatus membrane protein TVP23 homolog A. Gene Ontology annotation, cellular component: Golgi membrane. The transcript has 7 exons. Bases 122 to 721 code for a protein of 199 amino acids. Lineage: Eukaryota; Metazoa; Chordata; Actinopteri; Cichliformes; Cichlidae. Gene Ontology annotation, biological process: protein secretion; vesicle-mediated transport. The record is from RefSeq and is a predicted model, not a curated record.
UUUGGUGGCAUUUGUGGUCCAACUCAUUCGGAAUUGCCCUUUUAACCGAAGCGUAGCGUAGUUGUCAAAAUUUAUCGGAAAAACACAAAACGCUUUGCCGCAGACAAUAUAUAAGCAGACGAUGGCGGAUGCAACUGAGGAUGUCGAGCUGGACUUUGCAGCUGACGAGCAGGAGAGGGCGCGGAGAAGCGCAGUCAUAAGGCACCCCGUGGCCUCCUUUUUCCACCUGUUCUUCCGGGUGGUUGCCAUCGUUGUCUAUCUGCUGUGUGAGUGGAUCAGCAAGAGCUUUGCAUCCUGUUUUGUCCUGAUCAUAGCUCUGCUCUCGUUUGACUUUUGGUCUGUGAAGAAUGUGACCGGCCGCCUGCUGGUGGGGCUGCGCUGGUGGAAUCAGAUUGACGAAGAUGGAAAGAGCCUCUGGGUAUUUGAGGCCAAAAAAAAGUCCCGGAAUAGUAACACUGGGACCGAAGCAGAGGAAAGGAUAUUCUGGCUGGGCCUUAUCAUCUGUCCUCUCAUCUGGACUUUCUUCUUCUUCACCUCCCUCUUCUCUCUGAAGAUUAAAUGGCUGUCUGUGGUGGUAGCUGGCAUUUCCCUCCAAGCAGCAAACCUUUAUGGCUACCUACGCUGCAAGGCAGGCGGGCAGGAUGGCCAUCCUCCAGACAACCGCUCUUUCACGGGACAGCAGCUCCCCCAGCGUCCAGAUAUCAUCUUUGGAAUAUUAUAAUGGUCACCGCCCACCCGCCCUACACGUGUAAGCUGCCUCUUCCCCAAGAUUUCCACAAACCACAUGUGCCCAAAUGGCUUUGUGUGCUGUGUUGAGCUCUGUUUAAUGCUGUGGACUGUUUAUUGCACAUCUUGUCUGUGGAUUGGUGUUGCUAUGCUCAAUAAAAGAUAAAGCUGUA